AUGCUGAUACCUGGCGUUGGCUUGUUGUGCCGGAGGUGGACAAAAAGGCUUGCCCGUUGUGCCUCCCACUACGCCCGAAGCAGUCCCAAGAAGAGGUUUUUAUGCGGCUAUUACGCUUUUCUUGCUGAGGACAAGAUCCUCUUCUUGGCAGUCGUCUCGCACGAGGAGCCCCCACUGGCCAUUUUCGAGCUGCUUGACCGAGUGUACCAGGUGCUUUUCAGAUACUUGGGCGAGGUAAGCGAGGAUGCACUGCGGCAGAACUUCUCCACAGUAUAUCUGCUGCUGGACGAGAUGAUAGACAGUGGUCUUCCUUUCACAACGGAGCUGAAUAGCCUUGAGUCCAUCAUCGCCCCACCUUCAGCCAUAGGAAAGGUUGUGCAGGCGGUCUCCGGCAGCAGCACGCAGGUCCUUUCAGACGUGCCGCUUGAAUCUGCCGGCCAGGCUGGACCUCUUGGAGCUUUGUCUUCGGCUCUUGGAGCCUUGUCGCAUGCCCAGAUUGGUGGCGCCUCUGCCGAGGUGUGGUGGCGAAAGCAGAACGUUGCCUACGGUUCCAACGAGGCUUAUGUUGAUAUCGUUGAAACGGUGAGCUGCAUGUGCAACGGCAGUGGCCACAUUGUCUCCGGAGGCAUCAGCGGCGAGAUCUUGAUGACUAGCAAGCUCAGCGGUGUCCCUGAGGUUCUUCUCAGCCUACGAAAUCCCAGCAUCUUGCAGAACGUCUCGUUUCAUCCCUGUGUCAAGCUUCCUCGCUAUCACAGAGAUAAGGCACUCUCGUUCAUUCCUCCGGAUGGAGAAUUCUCUCUGGCCAAUUAUUGGAUUCCUGACAUCACCUUGAACUUGCCCUUCCACUUCUCGGUCUCUGUGAACUACCACUCCGACCAUGGGAAAGUGCAGAUUGCGGCAAGCCCCAAGCUCGCCGUCACCAUGCAGCACAAGCAGAUGCUCAUCGACAAGUUCGUUGUGAACGUCCGCCUUCCUGCAAGCAUAGCUGGUGCAAACCUUGCGUGUCAAGGAGGCAGUGUUCGCUUUGAUGACGAGUCCAAGGUCAUCGUUUGGAACCUGGGCAAGUUGGCCAGUCAGGAAAGCAAAGCAGAGGGUACUCUGACCUACGCCACAAACCCAAAGGAUGGUAGUGUGCAAAUUCCCGAUGAAGAAAAGUCCACAGCGCAGCUGGCAUUCCAAAUCAAGGGCUGGGCAAUCUCAGGAAUCCGGCUUGAUGCUUGCGAUGUCACCAGUGUGAACUACACCCCCUACAAAGCAUCCAGGUACACUACCACCGCUGGUAAGAUUGAGUACCGGUACUCUUAUGGCCGUUUGGCAUACGAAGGAGAAGCGGCAAGCGAGGUGAUUGCCUCUUGCUCAGCGGCCAAGCGUGAUCAAGAUGGAGAGGGAAGCGAUUGGGAAGUGGAUCCAACGCAGCUUGUAGCUGCCGUGUCUGGCGCCAGCUUGGCCUAUUGGGCUUGGGGCAGGAUGCGAUCCCAGGCACCUCACAGCCCGGGCACUCCCAGUUUGGAGGCGCCACCUUCAGUGACACGGAUCCCUCUUUCGGAGUUCCUCUCUUUGCUGCGGGACGGUGCAGUUACAGCAGUUAGUUACCUGGCAGACCGCCCGCCAGCCGGAGCUUUGCUCUUGAAGGCAGCUGUUCCAACACUUGCAACCAUUGCCAGCCAGUCAGGCAAGCCUUUGGCAGCGCCGGCGCGUGCGGAGCAGUCCAUGGAAACGCUUCUUUUGCCAGGCAGCCACCAGGGCGUCUUUGAGGAGCUCCGAUCCCGAUCGGAUGUCAAAUUCGAGUGCCGUGAAAUGCCUGCGGGUUCAGACUCUGAGAUGAACAGGCUGUCUUUGCUAAUUGAUCUUGGUGGCCUGGUGGCCUCCCUUGGAGCUCUCUGGUACAUGCUUCGGAGCAACGGGCAGACCUUCACUGCUAAGCACUUGGAGGAAAAUCGAGACUUCAAUCGCCGGCCUGCCGUCACCUUCGAAGAUGUAGCAGGAAUGGAGGUUACGAAAGAAGAGCUGCAAGAGGUCAUCGCCUAUCUGCGUGACCCAAACAGAUUCUACGCUCUGGGAGCACGUCCACCUCGAGGUAUUCUGUUGGCAGGUCCGAGUGGCACUGGCAAGACGCUGAUGGCUCGCGCAGUUGCUGGGGAGGCUGGCGUUCCCUUUCUUUAUGCCAGCUCUGCCUCUUUCGUUGAGAUUUUUGUUGGCCAAGGAGCGCAGCGGAUCCGGCAAUUUUUUGAGCAGGCCCGCGCGUGUGCACCCUGCAUCGUCUUUCUGGAUGAGCUUGAUGCAGUCGGCUCAUCCAGGCAGAUGUCCGCCUCUGGCGGUGGUGGAAACCAGGAAUACGCCCAGACCCUGAACCAGUUGCUGCUGGAGCUGGAUGGUGUUGAGAGCAAUGCAGCAGGUGCUCCAGUUGUUGUGACCAUUGCGGCAACAAACAGGUACCACUGCUUAGACGAGGCUCUGGUGAGGCCGGGACGAUUAGACCGCAUAGUAAUGGUGAAUCUGCCAAAUCAUUCUGAGAGGGUGGCCACUCUGCAGAUCCACGCAGCCAAGCUGAAGACUGAGAACUUGGACCUCAACCUGCUUGCACGGCGGACAGAGGGGAUGAGCGGUGCAGACCUGGCCAACCUGCUAAACGAGGCGGCAUUGCUUGCUGCGCGGCGCCGCGCAGACGCAGUCCGUGCCGUUCCCAGAGCAUUUGACCACCUUCCAGCAGGCAUGAUGUCAUCGGUCUAA
Messenger RNA from Symbiodinium pilosum, 2730 nucleotides. NCBI's taxonomy places the organism in Eukaryota, Dinophyceae, Suessiales, Symbiodiniaceae. The record is from the annotation of a GenBank genome assembly.